UCCCAUGUCCUAGCAUCUGCUUUAUAUAGGUACUGUUGACCCAAUACUUCUCUCCUAAUGAGACACCUUGUAGACCCAUUUGAUAGACAUGGAAGUUAGGACUGAGAGGAUACAGAAUGUCCCAAGUCACAAAGCUAUUAACUGUGGAACUGAACUUGGCACCCUUCCUCUCCCUCUCUGCACUGCUUCUCUGCCCUGGCCCGGCAUCCUGGCACUGUGGACAGAUGCACAGAAGAGGAACCAGGCAAGGCAUUGAGGAGCAUCUCAGGCCAGAGCUACUACUGCCUGCCCUACUAGGAACCUGCCCUCGACCCUGGCACCAUGAAGCUGCAAAUGUUCUGGACUGGGCUAGAAUACACCUGCCGGCUCCUGGGCAUCACCACCGCUGCAGUGUUGAUCGGCGUGGGCACUGAGACCUUCCUCCAGGGACGGUUCAAAAGCCUGGCUUUCUAUUUGCUGUUUAUAGGUGCUGUCAUCUCCGUGUGUGAAGGCUCCUACUUUGUGGCUCAGAUGCUGACCCUCUGCUUCCAGUGCCGGCCAGAUUCCCUGGCCUAUAGAGCAAGGGAGAAAGCCCGCUGGUUGGGCUGCUUCCAGAAGUUCCUGGCAUACAUGCUGCUGUCUGUGGCCUGCUUUCUCCACCCUGUCCUGGUCUGGCACGUGACCAUCCCAGGCUCCAUGCUCAUCAUCACUGGCCUGGCCUACUUCCUGCUGAGCAAGCGGAAGAAGAGCAAAGCCAAGCCCGAGGCGCCCGCUCCCCCGGAGCAGUACACGGACCCCUCGGGCAGUGCUGUGAGCACCACCGGCUCUGGGGACACAGAGCAAACCUACACCUUCCACGGGGCCUUCAAGGAGGGGACCGGCUCCCUCUUCAUCCACAUGAAGAGCAUCCUGAAGGGGACGAAGAAGCCCAGUGCCCUUCAGUGCCCAGAAACCCUGACAGAGCUGACCCUAGAGACAACGGACUCCCUAGCCAAGAAGAAGCAGGUGCACUUUGAAGACAGUACGGUCAGAAUCAUCCCGUCUCUCACUGAAGACCUGGAUGACGGGGACAGCGAGCCAGAGGAGACCACCUCUGACACCACUCCCAUCAUCCCUCCCCCGCAGGCCCCUGUCUUCCUGUCCUCUCUCACAGACGCCAACCUGUUCUGAGCUGUUGACUCCAGCCUAGGGGACACCCAGCAAGGGGUCUGCGUAGAUUGAUGGCCCUGCCUGGUGUUUCCUGACAUCUGAGGGCCCCACCCUGGGGAGCUUGGGGUCUUCACAGGUUAGUGCUGCAAGGGGUGACCAGACAUCCCCCUAGGAGCUGGGCUUCUGGGACCAUGCCACCUGGCAUGGCAGACCCUGGAGAUGCCUUGGGCAAGGCAUAAAUGAAGCUCGUGCAGUUUCAAGCCAAUAGAAGCUCCUCCUUCCUGGACAGGGGGUGCCAGGAAAAUCCCUGCGCUUUCCCCAAAAGAGACCAUCAGUCCCACUUUACAUGAGGCUGCUUCAGCCCCCAAAGCCAAUGAGCUUCUCUUACUCCUGACAUGGGGCCCAGCAGUCAACAAGGCCUCACUGUCCCUCUCCUCUCGGAUGCAGCAAUCCAGCUCUGAAGGCCCAAGGAUGCGUGAGCUACUUUGUGAGCAUCACAAAGGAAGGUGUUGAAGGUAGCCAUAGACCCCAACCCCCAGAGGAGAUGGCUCAGGAUAUGCUGGAAAGACAAAGCUGCAGCCCGGCCCAGCCGGGUGGGGGCAGCCUGAGCAGUGGGCCGCAGUCUCUGCAUGCUCUGGGGCUGGCCCUGCGGCAGAGUUACAGAGCCACCCAGGGAAACAAUGCCACACUGUGCUCCCUUCAGGGAAAACCAGGGCGGAUGAGUCAGGCUCAUUCCAGAGGCAUCAUGGAGGACUCCCUGCCUCCCCACCACAUGAACUUGCCCGAGAUUCCAAGUAGAUGAUGUAAACUAAAAUGUCCUGAAAGCCGAUGACACUUUAGCAGUGGAGACAGCAGCACAGGACACAGUACCUACAGAACGCAGGGACCACAGAGGUGGUGCCCCAGAGACACAGCACAGAGAGGUGCGUGUUGGCAGAAUAUGCAUUUGUUUAAAAUGUAAGGGAGGGAACCAGAGGGAAAGGGGGGUGGUAGGAGGAAAGGGGGCGAGCAGGCUAGCUCUCUUCCACUGCGCUGUGGAAGUGACAGUUAACCUAGAAUGAACGAAGAAAUUUGAAUCAGAUAGUCCUUACAAGAUUUUCAAAAUGGUAUUUGUUUCUAAAAAGUGUCCUCUGGUCCACGGGAUUGUUGCAAGGAACAGCAGACACAUUACUCCUGGUAGGCAAGCUCAAUUAAUGGGCAAGUUGAAAAAAAAAAGUUACAUUGUUGGCCACUGCAACCUUUCCAGCACAUGCUCUAGGUUCUGGAUAAGAAACAUGUGUUCCUUCCUGACCGCUCUUCACUCUUCGACAUCCUCUAGUAGUUACACUGCAAACGUGUGGGAAUACAGCCAGGCAGAUGAUUGGUUUGGUGCCCAAAUCCCACAGGUGGCCCAAAUGAGGAGCCCUCUUCCUGUAUGAACCCAGUUGUCCUGUAAAACCAAGUGAGAAAAAACAAAGAAAUAGAUUCCCAUGAACCCUCAAUGCUGGAGGGAGCAGAGCUACUUAGCUGGAAGGAAGAGCGUCAGGAUCCCAGGGUCCACGGGGGAGAGUGAAGAACACAACGUGGGUAUUGGUAGACAGAGAUGGCACCCAGUUCCUACUGGGCCAGGUGUCCCGGGCAGGCCCCUCGUACACAGAAGGAGCCCACGUGGAGAGGGGGCAGGGGUCCUGCAUCCGUCACACGCGGAGGGGGAACAUGAUGGGCACAGACACCCUCACAGCACAGGCAUGGCGGGCUUCUGGAAAACUCAAAACUCUGCUCUGUUCUCAGAACCCAAGCCAGUAGAGUGGAAUGGAUGCCCAGGUCACAAGAAGCAAACCCCGAAGUGAGAUAUCAGAACUGUCAGACUUUAUUUAAUAAACACUUCUGUAAACCCAAGGGCAAGAGCAUUGCUUGGCAUGGGCCCUAGAGAAAGCUGCACAUUGGGGUUUCCAGGUGACACGGUGUGCGUACCAUCCUGUGACAUCUGGGCUUCCUGGUACCCACCAUCAGUUAAGGGAGAGGCUGCAAGGCUAUGCAGCAUUAGAGACGCGGACAGCUACGAUCUCACCUAGCUCGGCGAAGUAAGGCUCUCAAACACUCUCACCGCUGUCCCAGACAACAGCAAAGCUGGGAUGAGAUCAUGAAGUAGGCUGGAGCCCUCACCUCUGUCAGCAGACCAGAGAAAGUGGCACCUCCCAAGAAGCAGAUGAAUACCACGUGUCACCAUCUGACUCUCAGCCUGAGACUCUCCAACCACAUUCUCAUCCAUGGCUAUCCCCUGUGAAGAUGAUACAAUGACCCUUAUCCCUGAAGAGAAACAAAGACCAGAGGGGCUGACCCUACCGUGUCCUAUUCCCUUUCUCAGCAGAAAGUGAAGCAGGUAUUUCAUAGAUGUGGAGCAGAGCAGCUGGAAGUAGCCACAGCGUUGAUCUGGGAUCACUGGCUCUGCCGCUAACAUGCUGAUCACCUUGGCCAGCCUUCCUCACCUCUCUGGUCUUAAGUCCUCCUAGUACAUGAGAAUAAAAGCUUUCUCUCAGGA
This is a messenger RNA of Suricata suricatta (meerkat), 3649 nucleotides long. RefSeq names its product transmembrane protein 72 (gene TMEM72). The transcript is spliced from 6 exons. Lineage: Eukaryota; Metazoa; Chordata; Mammalia; Carnivora; Herpestidae. The record is from RefSeq and is a predicted model, not a curated record. The coding region runs from base 322 to 1149 and encodes 275 amino acids.